CGUGAAUGAUAAACAAUUGCAUAUUAAAGAAGUCGCGGUUUAUCAUUUAGCUCAAAAGAUGUGGAAGAGAUAAACCUCUCCUUUUGUUUGGAACGCGAGGUUUUGUUUGUCCACUUACAUCACAACUUAAAGCUCUACCAGCCGUUGUGGUUUCCAAUCUUUCUGUUGGUAAGGAGUUUACGAUGUAAACAUCGUUCUUUCUUCGAUGGUUCAAUAUUUACAUGCAGAAACGCUGGGUGCAUUUUGUUUGUAUCAACGCGAGAAGUUUCCACAAGAAUGAAUUUUUGAGCGAAUUAUUAUGACCUCUCGGCAGUUGGCCAAACUGUUGUGAGUCUCUGAACUGCGUGUUCUUUGCCGACACAAUCAACUUAUACAAAGGAAUGUUCCCUGUACGAUUGAAGUAAGCAGCUUGUUCCAAAGUUAUAAUUCAACAUUGCACCGGGCACAACAUUCUCUGAACAGAACGCGAAAGGUUACAAACAUAACUUGCACUUAAACGCAUUUGGACUUCAAACGCGUUCACUUUGGAUGACAAAAGAAAACUUCGUCCCUCGCCGGCAAUUUGUGUUUGCUUUGUUUUAUACACAUGCUGCAGACAGCGCGGAAAGAACUUCCGUCUCUGCUCCGAAUAAUUAAAUAACACAAGAACUACUCUCCAACUUUGGUCAUACGCGUUGGCGUUUAAUAACGUGCCGUCGUUUUUCUUAAUGAUGUCGAAAGUUGACUACAUCUUCUGGUUCGCUGUGUUGACUUUCGUGGCACCGCUGGUCAACCCAAGACCCAGAAAUUCAAGACAACCGGGUAAGUUAUUUUAUUUUACUAUUUUUCUUUUUUCAAUACGAACAAUAUGCCAUAUUAUGACCUUAACGUAAAAACGCUUGUACUAGGAAUACUGAGCAAUAGCAAUAUAGCGGCAGUUCGUGUUUGUCAAUUUUUUGUUGCACAGCAUGCAACUUCUCAAACAUUUGUACAUCAGAAUUUCUUGUGAAAAAGAUCUCUUCUAUAACAGUUAUUAAACUGUUUGUGCGAUUUCCGAGGUCAAAAUGAAUUAGACCAAAUGUGUAUUAAUAAUCGAUAGCGAUAUUUUGAUGCCAGUGAGGUUUUGUAUUGUGUUUCAACUAAUUUCUAGGGGUAUCCCAGACGGGACUGUCUUAUUUUAUAACCCAAUUAAUUCUCCACAAAAUUUACGUUCAUCUUGUGUUUAGCUAAAUUAUUAAUUGAAACAAAGGUUUAGAUAUAACGAGGCUUUGAUGUGGACAGGCUCAUUGUGGCGUUGUAGGCAGAUUAAAAGUCCAGUGGAAAAACAGAUCAAGGUUUGAAAUUCGGUUUUUGUGUACGUUGUGCAUGCGAAUUUUAUUGCCUCGUUUUUACUGUGCUUUGUUGCGUAUUCAUAGAUUUGUUUGCAAAAGUGUGGUUCAUUGCAAUUUACAGCUUUGAUAAACAGCAAAUUCACUAACAGGCAAUAAUACUUUUGUCGAAACAGCCAGCGGUCUCCGGAUGUCUUAUCUCAGCAUUUACUAAACUCUCCUGAUCGGUUCUAAAUGUUAUAAACUUUGUCUUAGUAAGACCUUUCUUUUUUCAAAGAACCAAAUCAUUAUCGCAGAUAUAUCUGUUCGAAAGUCUCCUGUCAACAUCAAAAUUUGUAAUUUAAAUUAGGCUUUGUAAAAUGUCCUCGCCCCCAACCGGAAUCGGUGCUCUUCGAUUUUUGAAAACGGAAACGCAGCUGGUGAAUUUGUGCAUAUUAAAGAUGUUUUAACAAAACUAUUCCUCUGUACCGUGGAAGUACUAUUUAUUAUAGUGUAACUUACGGCUUUUAAUCUCUAAGGGUAGAAAGUGAAAGUUAAGGGUCUUUUGUGAAAUAUCGAUAAACACAUUGAAGAACCAUGUGAAAAAGUGCUAAAAAAAAGGUAAUGUGAGAGGUCACACCGCGCGUUUUGUUCGCAGUCUUGUCUGACCAUGACUGACGACGUAAAACUGAAAGGUAGGAAAGGAUUAUAGUUAAAUUAUAUUAUUACUCCCUAGGCAAAGCGCAUUUCCCCGGUCUGCCACCGUGACUUAACAUUAAAUUGCUUGCACUUUGUAAUAUAGGCAUUGUAACAACUCUUUGUUUUAUCAAAAAAUAUACAGCUUAAGGUACGAAAGCUACACCUUUCCGCCAACACUGUGGCGUAGAGAUGGGCUUUAAAAAAACCAAUGCUCGCGGGUUUUAACCACAGUUUGUUCGUGUUAAAUGAAUUAAAGACUUAACAGCCUAAUAUUCAUUCUUCGCGACUGUUGUUUUCGUGUUCCGUUCUUACAGAAAAGUGGUCGAAAUUGCAAUGUUCGUCUUAUAACAAUCCUACAAGUAAACAGAGACGUUGUUGAACAAACAAAUUGUUUUAUGUUUGUUUGACCGGAAUACACAGCAUACAGUGUACAUACUGUGUAUUGCUGUAACGUCCAAACAACGCUGCAUGGAACUGUAAACAAAAUCAAAACAAGCUGUCGUACAUCUCAGCCUCUUAGCCCCAGUUAUCAAUUUGGAAUUUUUUUUAUUUAAGUGUAAAGUUUCUUCUUUUGCAUAGAAAAGAGGUGUUUCAGCGCAAAGUUAGAAAGAAAACAGGGAAUUUGAGUCGAACGCACUUAAAGGGGGAAUGAGAUAAUGAAAGCGAAACGUAUUUUUAAGCAACAGGAUGGUGUUGAUUGUAACCGCUUGAAAUUUAAAGGUAAAAUACUAGCAAUGAAAAAAGGAAGUGCGUAUUAAUUGGGUUAAAAUCUUUUACUAAUUAUGAAUCAUAAAAGGAAAUAUAUGAUUAUAAAGAUGAUAACAUUAAAUAGCGAUGAUUUCAAUAACAAUGUUCUGAAAGGCUGCCUUGAAUUAUAGUUUUGAGGAUGAAAUCUUGCGGUGUAACCAAUCAAACGAUUUUAAAAAAAUAUAACCCUCGGCAUAUUCAAACGUCGGAUAGCGCUAUCCAUCGGAUGAAUUACUAUUCAGCUGGUUUAGUGUCAGGGAACCCAACUGCGUUAUCCACUGGAUAGAGAUUUAUCCAGUGAAGCGCGUUAUCCACUUUUGAACAACUGCGGCCAGUUUGAGAUAUUGUUAAAUUUAAAGUUCGGCACUCAUGGGAAAGGAUUUCAAGAUAACAUGCAAUCUCGGAUAAGUGUCUCACUCGCACAGUGCAGUGGCGAUCCAGGGGAGGCCCCCUAUUUUUAGACCAAGAGACCGACCCCCUCCCUUAUCUAAGGGUGUGGAUGACCGCCAGCUCCCCCCCCCUAUCUCAAGGUCUGGAUACGGCACUGAAAUGGAAGUUUGGCGGGGAGAUUGUGAGCGUCUCCCCGUGAAUAUCCCGGUCGCGAAGUUAAGUUAGUUCUCAUUUAAACUGCCUUCGCCUUUGGAUGAUAUAAGUUCUGUUUUACAGAGAUUGUAUUUCGAAACGGCUUGAUAAUAAAGCGGAAAUUAAACUGCCAUUCACAUAGUGUAAAUCUAAAAUGAAGUGGACAACGUGCACAUAACUUAACUUAAAACUCGUCUACUACUAGAUCUCUUCAAGUUUCUUCAGUUUAUGCGAGUCAUUUCUUAUUUUCAGCAUUUUUGUUGACAUUUCUCUAUACUCUAUUUUUUUUAGGAACCCUAACUGCUUGCGAAAGUAGACGGCACCUUUCUGAUCUUCAGGGUACGUUAAGUAGCCCUAAUUUCCCAGGCUCAUAUCCUGCAAACUCCUCUUGCACCUGGAUCAUAACGCCCCCGCAACAUGUGAAUUUGUCUGUACGAUUCGUAUCGUUCAAUGUCAGUUCUGACUCUAAACAGUGUGAUGGAAAAAAGUGUGGAUGUGACUUCGUUCACGUUGAAGAACUUGACCCGCCACUUAAUGUCGCAGGUUUAAACAGCAGAUUUUGCAAUGACAAUCCGCCGAAUUCGGUGUAUAAUUUAAUGUCUAGAGUGAGGAUUCGUUUUUCUUCGGAUUCUGCAAAAGAAGGAAUGGGGUUUCAAUUAACAUAUCAAACGCUCGAGGUUCCAACAACGGCCCCUGUGACUUUUGACUUCACUCACGUGCAAGCUCAAAUAGGAGGCGGAGGUGCAUUGCCUGUCAAUCAAACAGUUGCCACAACGACGGUAGCAACCAGUAACUUUACAGACCCUCCAAUGCAAUCAAUGACGUCACCCACUACUGCGUCUGGUGUCAAUAAACCUUUGUCUGCGUUUACAAAUGAAGUUACAACGAACACAGCUGGGUCUGUUUCACCGUCCAAGAGUUUACCGGUCACUGGAGUAAGAAGGACUUGGACAGAAACCACUCACGUUGUGAUGGUUGUUGAGAAGAAAAAAGUCGUAGAGAAAGUUCCAGAUAUUAUUAUCCUAGGUCCGUCUGUUCCUGUAGUUAUGAUAUUUGUUCUGGUUGUUGCCGGCAUUGCUUGGUGGAAUUACAAGUUUGACACGGACGAACUUAACAGGUAUGCAGUACAAUAUAAACUUAAUUUUAGGCAAGCUUGAGCCAUUUACUCACCAAAAAUUAUAAGAAAAGAUUUCCAAUUCGCUUAAGAAAAUACUCAAAAUAUUUAUGGCCAUGAAAAGUACUUAAUGUCCAGAGGGGUUUGAAUGGUAACGCUACAGGAUUUCCACAGACUUGAACGUUUAACUCAAAAGCUAGAACUACGUACUAAACAAAUAGUGCCAUGUGAAGGUACAGCUGAAGAGGUUUCAUUUAAAUGGUAACGACAUAGGAUUUCCUCCACAGACGCAAAAGUUAGAAUUAAUUGCUCAGGAAACAAAUGGUAACACAUUGUGCGAGUAUAGCUGAAGAGGUUUCGUUUGCAUGGUCAACACCAUAGGAUUUUAUCGAUACUCAAAUAUUAGAACUACCCACUAAACAAAUAGUAGUGGCAUGUUCUCAAAGAACAGCUGAAGAGGUUUUAUUUGGUUGGUCACAACGUAGGUUUUCUUCCACACGCAAAGUUAACGUACCAAACCUAUGGGAAAGUACAGUUCACACCAGGAUCUUUAACACUUUCUCUUGGUUACACCGAGUGAAAGGGUUAAAGGCGGAAGUCCAGUUAGAAACGAAUAAAAACAACUAAUAAGAAGGCUAAACUACGGCUUUUAAAAGAAGUCAAUUUACAGAGGUAUCUCUCGUUCUUGGUUUGCCUGUGCAACUGUCAGCGUGCGGUCACAGAAUGGUAGUCACGCGUAUACAAUUUAGGACUUGGCUGGUUAUUUAACCAUGUUUUUACUAGGUAUGGCACCGCGCUACCACCCGAGGUAUAAUAGAGACGGCUUUUUUCAUUGUUCGUUUUUUGUACUUGAGUAUGAUCAAAAGCUAACUUUCCUUUUGAGACAUUUCAGUCAAAUGGGUAGCCAGUCCGAUCUGGUUAGUCACGGAACUGUUCUACUGGCCUGGCUCAACCAUACUUACAACUCGCCCACUGUGCUCUUGAAUUCUGUCGGUACUAGUAAGUUUUAUUUUCAGUUGAAAGCGAAGUAAAAAAAUUGCAGCCAGUGUUAUGGGAAAUUACAAUGCUGGGGGACACAGUUCUUUUAAAAUGAAAAGUUAAUUGCUGUUUUGCCUCAGGGUUUUACGCAGGUGCACAACAAAUGUGCCGGAUAUUUAAACGAAAUCUCCAUUGUUUCUAGACAAUCAGCCUUCAAAUGUGUUUUAGUAGGUGAAUUAAAAAGAUUCAGGUUUUUUGUUCUGUUCUCAACCUGUUUGUUUUUUCUUAAUAAUUUUUUUCGGUAAACAUUGUAUAGAACUCUCUUUCAAUAACCGAUCCAAAGAAUUUGCGGUAGUUUAGUUUCUCUCAGCAAAGUUGCCGUGUUAAAUGUAUGAAGAAAAAUGCCAACCCUUCUACCAAUAAAACGGGAAAAAAGACUAAAAGUAAUACAAAAUAACGGACUGAAGAAAGUCUAGAAACCCAUGAAAUAACACUUUUGUAAAAGGCUAUACCAAAGUCACGAAGGACGUGAAAGAAAUAAAAUUCGUAAAAGGUGUAAAACAAAAGAAGUUUUAGACAAUGACCUAAAUCCCAUUGCAUUUGUAUUCCUAUGUUAUAGGCUUUUUAUCUAUCUCCAUUCUGUAUUUUUAAUUAUCACUUCACAAAUUGCCUUUAACAUCUGUACAAGUAGUCGUGAAUGCUCCAUUUCAAAGUCGAAACUUAAACUCGGCGAACAGUAAUAGAGAUGGUGUCAAAACUGUGUUCUUUUUUAUCUUUCAUCUCUAAUUCCUUCAACUUAUUUUAGAAAACCUUUUUUGACGGUCGUGUCAGUGACCUGAAAAUCAACCUGAAAGUGCCAUGAAACACAAGAGGGCGGAGUUCAUGAUGUUAUAUAUCAGAUAAUGCCUGAGCUCUGAGGCCUUCUCAAAAAUAAUGACCGAGCGCGCGCAAAAAAAACUAAAGACUUGGAGGAAAGCAUUUUUAUUAAAUUAGUCCUUUUAUAUUUUAGUCGUUUUACUGGAAAGCGUUUUUAUCGAUUAGAUAUUCACGGUUAUUGUUAUUGUUGUUAUUCAGUACUUGUCAGUGAAAAUGUCCACUAAGCAAAGCUCUUAAAUCAAUCGUAUCUUUAGUCACUAACCGUUGGUUCUGUUUCAGAUAUGAGUCGUAUACAAGGAGUAGUAAAGCCAAAAAUCGAUACAAGAAAAGCAUGCAAAAUCUCAGGUGAGUACAUAAAUUUCUCGUGUUUCCUGUGCUUUUAUAUUUAUUAUUUACGUUUGUGUUCUUGUCCUUCGGUAAAGUGUUUCUGGUAGUAUGUAUGUUUAGGCCCUGUCCACACUAAUGCGUUUCCAAAAUUAUGCGUUUUCGUUUUCAUCGAAAACGCAUUGAUCAAUUUGCGUCCAUACGAUCGUUUUGAUGCGUUUUCGACUUUCCACACUAAAACAUUAGGUACGGACCAUUAGAAAAGUUAUGGGGGGGGGAGAGGAUGUUCAAGUCGCAGGAAUUAUUUUUCGUUAUCAAAUUCCUUGUAUGAAUUUUUUUUAGGCCGUAGCAUGUAUAUUUUUUAGGAUUAAUUGGCGUGGAAGAAUUUUUUUCAUUUAAUUUUCCCUUGUGCGGAUAUUUUUUUUGUACUUCGCCCGCCCCCCUAUGAGUUUUCUUAUGGUCCGUCCCUUAGAAAACGAUAGAAUUGUACGUUAACUCUAUAAGCAGGCUACAAACACACGCGCGUGCGAUAUUUUCGGUCAUCGUUUUCAUUCUGAUGCGUUUUCGACCGUUUUUGACCGUCCACACUAAUAAGAUAUGUAUGCGUUUUUGUUUUGAUCCACUUUCAAGAGCGUUUUCAGAUCGAUGCGUUUUCGAUGAAAACGUGCAAGAAUUUUUUUCAUUUAAAUUUCCCUUGUGCGGAUAUUUAUUUUUGUACUUCGCCCCGCCCCCUAUAAGUUUUCUUAUGGUCCAUCCCUUAGAAAACGAUAGAAUUGCACGUUAACUCUAUAAGCAGGCUACAAACACACGCGCGUGCGAUAUUUUCGGUCAUCGUUUUCAUUCUGAUGCGUUUUUGACCGUCCACACUAAUAAGAUAUGUAUGCGUUUUUGUUUUGAUCCACUUUCAAGAGCGUUUUCGACGAAAAUGCUCAGCGUAUUAUUGUCGACGGAAGGCCUAAACAACACAUCGAAACGAACGCGUUUUCAAACGAAAAUACAUUACGGGGCCCUAUUUAAUGUAUACAUUCUGUUAGCCUGUUCCAGGCUCUCAGAUAGUGGGGAAGACGCGAAAGUGACUAUCUCGGAGCCUAGAACAGUCUAACUUUCUAUCUGCGGCUUUUCAGGUAAAAAUGACUCUUUCUUUUUUUCAUUUUAGCAAAGGAAAUUUGUAUAAUGAGAUGACGAAAAACUGGAAAGGACAGUCAUUUAGUGUGGGAACUGGGUAAGUAAAGUUAAGUAAGUGAGGCCGCACUCACCUUGGAAAAUGAAUGAGGACGAUUGAAGGGCUAGCAUGUAAGGGACCUGCGCGAUGAGUCACAGGAAUCCCACGCAGUAAAGUAAUAACUGUAAAAUAGCCAAAUGUAACGUUUCGAGAGCUACCGCAGUAAAGUUAAAUUUUAAAUGCCUCUACUAUAAUAACCAUUUUUCUCUCCGUGUCAAUCCCCCACUGAGACAGAAUAAGUGCAUAGCUUCUUUAGAAACCAAGUGCUUCAUCCAUUAUUGCUCCCAACUUUUUGAAUGAUGAUUAUACGCCAUCUAUUUGAAAUUUGUGUAAUUCACACUGUAAUUUAAAUAGCUUAAUUCGCACAAUAAUUCUUAUUUUACGACAGCUGGUACUGUUUGGAAAAUAUUUCUUUUUUUCCUUUCCUUUCUUUAAAUUUGUCUCUUCCCGAGCCUGGAUUAGGCUUUUCUGUACGCGGGUGAAAGUUAUCGUGAAUGUCUUAAGUUAUACGUGUGAAUGAAAGAAUGAAGAAAGUUGAAGUUUUGAAGUUGACAAUAGAUACUCUAGCAAUCCUUAAAAAAGUUUUUGUUUUGUUCAGAUAUAGGGGCAGUCCCAUGGUUGGAAAAAAGACUUCAUUCGCUGGCAGGUUUCUAGAAAUAGCUGAGGGGUAAGUCGUAAUACAAACAACUUUCUAUAACGGGCAUUUAUUUUGGUUUCAAAGAUAGCAGACUUCUUACGGCGAUCCGUAAACCCACAAUAAUAACGUCACCGUUAAGAUGCACACAUUUACUCUGUCCCUUUGGUGUCCCUAUUAGAGAGCUUUCACUUCAUGUAACAAGCCGCGGACAGUCCCUUCACGGGACAUUUCACUUAAACGUUAACCCUUUCACUGCCAAAUGUGGCCAAAGGCAAAUUUCGACCAAAUUUCCACAUUUCAUUUUCUAAAAUUUUGACAAACAAAUAGCACCAUAUGAAAGUACGGGCAGAGAGCUUUCAUUUGAAUGGUCACAUCAUAGGAUUUCGUCUGCAGACUCAAAAGUUAGAGUCACCUUACAAAACUCCAUCAAGUACUCUGGCAGUGAAGGGGUUAAAGACAAACCACUUGAAGCUGUGUUCAAUUCGCCGCUAUAAAAAGAAGAAGGAAACUACGCCGAGUUAGUCGAGUCUUGUGGGAUCGUUACUUGGGACGCGCCAUUUAGCUAUUGGCCAAUUUGUUUUUCCCUGUCUCCAGUCCCAGAAUUCUUUGCAGUUUCCAUCUCGCUUCUGAAGUUGCAAAUUAGUUGGAAUCUUCUGCAAUAAGAUCACACAAAACGAUUCCGAUAAAUCUCUGCUAUGGGAAUUUAAGAGCGUGGAGUGCUUCAUUCCUCGGAAUAUUGUACCUCAUGCAGAAUGGCAUUUGUUGAAAAGUUAUUCCAGAAUAAAGGGUGUUUACAUUGGUGUUAUCGACGAUAACAACACCGCCGUGAAAAAUAUGGUUUGAGAGAUAAACAGCAUAUCCGCUUUCUACUUAAAAUUUAUCAGCGUUCUUCAGUGAUAGAAUCGCAGGAUUUGACGUAUUUCCGGUUUGUGAAACAUCUCAGAUUCUUCAGAAUUAUUAAAAGUUAUAAAAACGUUACUUUAUAAGAGUCCGCGAUCUCUGAAUUCAAAUUGCGGAAGCGGUACUUCAGAAUAAUUAAGACUUUUUAAACUGUCACAUUACUACUCUCUCCUCCGCAGUUUAAGCAAAGACGUUUUUGAGCGACGCACGUCAACCGGAAGUGAGGCCUUCUACCUUUCGAUAUGCCUUGACGCUAACAAAUUUAAAUUUCUAAGUGUCUUUUCUCUUGUAAAGACGAUUUACCCGAGCGUUUGAACCAAACCACUCCCCAAGGUUGCAAAAAGUCAACUUCCGGUUGACGUGCUUCGCUCAGAACGUCUUUGCUUACGCUUCCUUUUGUGUCGUAGGGAGGCAGGGGGGAGGAAAAAAUGAAUGCAUCCCGUGCGCUUGCCAUUUUUCGAUUAUUACUGUUUUUAUAGGAUAACCAGCAGGAGCCUCUGUGGAGGAGAGAGACAUAACUAUGUCAAUGCCCAUUUUUUUUUUUCAGAGUCAUCACUCCCAGGCCUUCUCGACCACCUUCGGCAGAAUUGGCACCGCUGACCAAAUCUCCUCCUGAAUCACCUACAUUCCUCUCCCCUGGCAACGCUAACGCGGCUGGCGGAGGCUCUCGACCCAGCUCUCGCCCGGCUUCACUUCUGUUGAGGGAUGCCUUGAUUAAUAUGUUUGGAGGAUCAAGCGAAGGGUAAGACAAACAUAAUCGUCCUUCAGUUUCCCUUUUACCACAGGCAGACCACCUUGAUAAGGGGUAGUGAAGCUUCUUUGGACUGAAAGUGGAUUUCCAUCGUCGCGUAAUUUUGAAGUGCGUACGCGCGUAAAAUUCACGUGCGUAAGUAAAUUAGAGGCAAUGUAUGAGGCAAUGUCAUGUUUUAUAAAACAGAGUGGUCAACUCCUCCUCACUACUACCAUAGGACACGUAUGGAGACAACAGAGGAGUGUUUGGGUUUAAAGGAUUAACGUAUUUGACCUUUGGCAUGCGAUGUUGAAAGUCCUUAUGUGCAUGCCCAUUCAUAGUGGUCAUACCUACCAAGUUUCCUACGCUUUGACUCCCAGGAUGACGGCUGACCAACUUAACUGUCAUGCCCAUUGAAUACGCGUUGGGUUCCGGUAAUGGAAUCAUAGUGAGCCGUACCUGGCUUAUUAUCCCUGCCGGCCCUUUUUUACUUAAUAUUGCAGUCUAUUUAUAACACUUACCUUUUUCAUAUAGUUCAAGUGAAAACCGAGACUCUGCCUCACCGUCAAAGCGAGCAUCUAAGCGAGUAUCAUUCAUAGACGAGUCGGGUCAGCCGCUGGUACAAUCCGAGGCCAGUCCAUCAGAAGGGUACGUUUUCUCUUGUUGUUCAGGUUUUUUUGGUAUCUUCUUUGUUGGGUGUUCUCCGUGAUUAGGAACUGUUUUAAUCCUAUCCUUUCAUUCCUAAUAGUUUCCAAUGGAAAUAAAUUCACAAAAAUUCCAAAUUUCUUUUUGUAAAAUCCAGAGAAAAGAAUAACACCAUGCCAAUUUUCUGCCAGAGAGUUUUCAUUUGAAUGGUAACACCCCAGGAUUUCGUCCACAGACUCAAAAGUUAGAACUGCAGACUAAACACUAAACAGUACCACGUAAAAAUACUGCUCAGAGUUUUCGUUUGAAUGGUAACAUCACUAGGAUUUAAUCCCGCAGCCUCAAAAGUUAGAGCUACAUACUAAAUAAAUAGCACCAUGUGAAAGUACUGCUGAAGAGGUUUCAUUUGAAUGUAAACAUCACAGGAUUUCAUAGACAAACUCAAAUGUUAGAGUGACAAAUCAUCCCACCAUAACUUGGUCUAGAGGUGAAAGAGUUUAUAACGUACAAACUGAUUUAAUGUAUCGGAUUCUAAAACCUGGCUGAUCAUUGGUGUGUGAGAUAAGGAGAAUUUUGACGAAACUGCACCAUUGUACCCUCGCAGGAAUAUUUUUCAUAAGAACAGUCUCAAGCUACUCAAUCACUGAACGCGUGGUUACGCCAGUGAUUUCGUCCUUCUCACAACCGCGAGGAGUAGAGAAUGUUUUGUUUGGCAGUAGUAAUCGCGUAAUAAAUGUAAGGCGGUGGUUCCAUCCUUCCCUCAAAUGAUAGCGUGACUAAAGAAAGUCGGGCGGUCGUACGUACCUGCUUGAUGCGCGAGUUCUGAAUGACUGAUUAACUUAUUUUGCUUAAAGACGUAUGCAAUAAAAGCUGCUUCUUAAUUGUAUCUUUCAGAAUUGAAGAAAAACAUGACGAAUUAGACCAAGGGACAUUUGAAGAGGUUCCUCAACCGGCAGUGAAGCCGAGGUUUGUUGUUUUGAUAAUUGCCGGUAGUUAUUUCAUCUGUUGUUGUUCGUUUUCAAAGCCUGCACUUGACAUUUUUUCGAAUUUCGUGGUUGUGUUUACCUCCCUGAGUAACUGGCCACCUUGUAAUGGAUUCCCUGCUUAAUCUGUGCAAUCCUUAAAUGUUCAAACAUAAUUCCGCGGCAGGAUUAGCCCAGUCGGUGGAGCGCUUGACUGCAGAGCGGGAGGUCGUGGGUUCGAUUCCCGGGACCGGACCAAUACUCAGGGUCUUAAAAUAACUGAGAAAUGAGGGUACUGCCUGCAUAUGGCUAGACCUUCGCGAGGCUCCGAUGACCACGUAAAAUGGCGGUCCCGUCUCCAGUUGAGGACGUAAAAACAGUGUCCCUAAUAAGUACUUUCGUGCUAAAUACAUUAGGGCCAUUUAUACGAGGAAAAAUAAGACGCGUCUUAAAUAAGACGCGAACUUUCCGUAUAAACGGCACAUUUCGUCUACAAUAAGACGCGGCUUAGCUAAGACGCGUCUUAUUGGAUAAGACAUGCUCGCAUAAAUGGUACAGUGCGCGUCUUAUGUAAGACGCAUCUUAUUUUUCCUCGUAUAAAUGGCCCUAUUGACACUCAAAUAAAGUGCAUUCAGGUUUUUAUUGGGAAAGUGAGCGAUCAGUUAGUAAAACUAUCGUCCACUAAGAGAGCAAAACAGAGACUGAGGCCAUAUCCACACGAAUCCGUAUGACAGUACGCUUUCGGUGUCCGCGUUUGCUAGUUUCGUGUGGACGGGAGGCCUAUUCGUGUAAAAAAAAGUAUGCGGUUUAAAAAAAUCUCCGGAUUCGUGUGAACGUAGCCUGAUACUCCGAAAUUUCUAAUAAUUGUCUCAGUAAUUUUAGUGGGAAACAAUCCAAUGUUCAACUAUGUAAUACACUAAUGUAUAGAGCGAUUUUCGUAUGACCUUGAAAAAUGGUUUCGUUAAGUGUUCGUUAUUUGUUUUAUUAGCCUAGGGAUGAAAAGAUCAAAACACGGACUCUUCUUUUUCCCGCCAAAGAAAACCCUAAUAUGGAGAAGGCAUUAUUCGAUUGGCCAAUCGUGUUGCAGUAUGACGUCAAAGUGAAGUAUCGGUUGAUUUUUAGAAAGUUCUCGGGGAUGAAGUUUUUUCACCCGAACGUUCGCCAAACCAACCAAAAGCCACGCGCGUUUGUAUCCGUUCGAUAAACCAAUCAAAUCGCUAUAUUUCCGUUCGUUUGUUGUUUCUGUUUUGUUCGCGCGUUUUUCAUGUCAAGGUCAUAUUAUUUCUGAUCUUCUUGUCUAUGUUGUAGGAGGUUGCAGGUCCCAGCAAUCGUUGUGAGACAGCCAAGUGAAGAUAGUGAUGAUGAAGCACAGCCUCUGCCUGUCAGAAGAAGGAAAGAUCCUGUACACGAGUAUGUCGAACUUGAAAGUUUACCCUAUUCUCCAGCGCUACUCAAGAGAACAGUUAUUAUUAGAUCGAGUCUCAACUUAUUUCGUUUAAACCAAUUUCCCCCGCCUAAUGAUGAAAAUGAGAUAUUAGAGAGAUUUCAAAUCACUUUUACAGCUAACGUUGUUGACAGUAGAGAGAUUUAGAGCCGCGCAAACGGCAAACGUGAAUUUGUACUACGUGGCUAAGUUUUUCCUUUACUAGUCUAUUGCAAUGUUCAUUACUUCUACAAAAAAUUAGUAGUGUCACGUUAGUUUUAUCCAUAAGAAUUGUGUUGGACAGUUUUCAUCUGCUCAUUUUCUAUUUUGAGAUAUUACCUGCUUGAAUCUCCCCGCCGUUUGCCGUUUGACGUAAACGUGACUCUAAAGCUCUCUAUUAUCACGUGAUCACAUCAGGUUUGACGCACCAGUGAUGGUAUCUUCAGAGGAGUCCCCGGAUGUAGAGUCUUCCUGGCCCGUGUUUGAUGAACAUGACGAAGAUGCGCUUGGACAAUCUGAAGAUGAUGACAGUCAAACGCCCACUUGGGAUGACCACGAGUAAGUAAACCGUCCUAAAACUCGCUUUCAAACUAUACUGACGUCUGCUAGAAGGAAUUUUAAGUGAAAUAAGUCUUGAAAUUACACAGAGAUGCGGGAAAGAAAUCUUAAAAAAAGACUUUCUGAGAAUAACCAGAAUCUUAAAAAUAUCUGGCAUGGUUUUUUCAUCAAUUGCAAUAUGUUUUUUUAUUAUUAUAAUUAAUUAAGCAUUCAAAUUUAUUAGCUCACCCUUGCAUUACAGAGAAAAAUAUCCGGACUCCAGCUCAGAGGAGAUUCUAGAUAGAAACCUGUAAGUUUUUUAAUUGUUAACUUUUUCAAACUGUCAAAAGCUUCACAACGGUCAAACGUAAAAAAUAUCCUCGUUUUUUGUUACCAAAGGUCAUUUCCUGCAAUCAGUAAGAACUUGACGGAGAAAAUGCACUGAAACGCGAUAACAAGCCGGUAAACUUUCCCUUUUUGAUCAAUUAAUUUUUCACUGCAUAAACGGCAUGCGCACAUUACGUUUGACUGUUGUUAAGUGAAAAGCAUACGCUUUUCAUUCUAAUCAUCUCUUGCAUUCAUCACAAUCUUCUUUUUAAAAGAGAAUUUAAAAAAUGUUUAAAAGAAACUUACUGUGCAGCAAAAAAUAUGCAACAUUGAGUUUAUAAAGCAUACAAUUUUCAUGCCAUACGUGUCGUCAUUUUUGUUCACAGAAUAUUUCCCGAUCUAGAGGACUUCCUUCUCAACUUAGAUAAAGAUUCGGUUGAUGAACCACCAUACAGCUGGUAGGUACCCUGUGCUCUGUGUUACCCUGCCUGUGAACUAAGACAUUGCACGACAUUGCAUAUAACCAGUCACUCACAACUUUAUAUUCUUCUAUUAUGAACUCAUUUAGCCAAAGUGUAGUAGCUACCAAUAUCCGCUUGUUGCUGAAUGUUAAGUGUAGACUGAGUCAUCGAUGUGACACUGUUGUUUAGUUGAGAUGCUCGUGGCUUUUAUUUACUACCUGUUAUCACGGUUAUUCUUGCGACUGUAUACAACUGUCCCCAAAGGGGAGGUGAAUAGUGGUGGGCAUGUGUAUACCGAACUUCCAAGCAUCGAGAUAUAUUGAGGUGGAUAAUUAUUUUAGUGUUUACUAAAUCAGUUGGACACGGGAUUUUGUUCAGUGCGAAGUUAACACCGCUGAUACAGCUGCUUUAUUUAUCGCUAAAAUCUCGUCCUCCAAAACUGUCGUGAAAGGCGGAGGUGUAAUUUGAUCUCCUGUCCUAAAACAUUGAUUAGCCAAGGACAGUCCGAGUUACGGGAGGUAAUCAAAACGCGAAAAGUGCUAUCCACUGAUUUGGAAAGUAUUAAAUGACCAUAUCACUUUUUUUUGUCGAUGUUCAGUUUUUUGUCGAUCCAAUUCCUAAUGAAGAUUGAAGUUAAGUUUGAACAGAAUUCUGAGUUGUGUUAACGUCAACGCAAUAAAAGAAACUUUUCAGAGUUGGCAUCAUGUCACACAAAUUUAUUUCGCUGGUAAUCACAAAAUAUUUUUCUUGCUUUUUUAGUGCAAGUCACGUGCGAGAUAUCUUAAGGAAAAGCUACGGUGAUGAAGGACCAGGUGGCCUGGGACCAAGUGCUGUGCUUAACGUGCCAGAAGGUAAAUACAGCGAUGUUUGGUGUAGUUUGCGUUACACUCCUGAGCGAUGUUUGAUGUAGUUUGCGUGAGCGAUGUUUGGUGCAGUUUGCAUGACACUCCUGAGCGAUGUUUGGAGUAGUUUGCGUGUCACCCCUGGAUUUAUUAAAUUAAGGCUACGUUAACCGGGCCGAUGAAAAAUUGACCGGACACUUCGUUCACGGGAAACCAUUUAAUAUUUUCUCUCUGUUCACACGGAACUUUGAUUUUCGUGCGGUUAAGGUGAUUCCGUGUGAACCGAACAAUUAAAUGUACGAAUUUUCAAUUCGUCCGUGGCCGUUUGAACGUAGCGUCAGAUGGUUGGCUUGGCGUAUUGAGUAGGGUCUUGUAUUGGUAUGAAUCUGGACCCAGCCUCGUCUGGAAACUUUAAAGGAAACGGUCCGUCUACUAGGUUCUCUUUCCAGCCACUAAAGAAAAGUCUUUGUACGUCUAAGGAAGUUUUAUUUAGCCUGUGUAGCAUUGCGGUUGUGAUUGGGCGCGCAAAGUAAUAUAAAGGCGGGCGAGCGGUAGUACGUCCGACAAAACCAUCAUGUUACGCAGGCUAAGUUUCAUUCAGUUAGAAGAUUUUCCAUUUUGCAACUCAGUUAGCCGUUGUCCUCCUGUAUAUACCAUUUUAACUGAAGUUAAAUGACAUCUAUUUCCUUUCCUCCUUAUCUGCAGAAUUUCUUGGUAUGAUACGCGGCUCGCCCCGGUCCUUUGACAGAGCAAAGGAAGACCCGGAUGAAGUCGAUGAUGUCGAUUAGACGUGACGUCCAAUUUAUCGCCUGAUCUGAAAAGCUGUUCGUUUCCGGGACAUUUAUCUUACGAAAAUGUCACGAAACAAUACUGUAGUCCAACUCCGGUGGACUGGGUUCCUCGGGUUUCUUGUUCAACAAAAAACUAUAUUCUCCUUUUGAAUUCCGGAAGAAAGAGCUACGAACUAUAAAAACACUGAUUUAGCGCGCGUGUAAAUUGUCACGCAAAAAAAAGAAUGAUGUAAAUAGAUAUUUUUUUCUCAUUGAUUCGGGAAAGGUUUUUUGAAAAUCAGGUACCUUUUUAAAGAUGUGAAAAAUGAGUCGAAAGAGGAAAUGGUUUUCUGCUGAAGAAGCAUUUACCAAGAUGACGAAGUGUUCGAUUUUUGACUUGAUUAGUUGGUAUUUUUUAGCCAGCUACCAAGAUAGAUGAAAUUUGUUGUUCAUUUUUGCAACAGUGGAUUUAAUAAUGUUACUGUAAUGGUAUCGAUGUUAAUUAAAGGCUCCGUUUGCUUCUAAGUUCUGUUUAUUGUUAUCUUGAAACCUGGGGGUCGAGCAGUGGAAUACGGUA
Porites lobata is the source of this 16639-nucleotide messenger RNA. The record is from the annotation of a GenBank genome assembly. Lineage: Eukaryota; Metazoa; Cnidaria; Anthozoa; Scleractinia; Poritidae.